GGUUUUUGCUCUGAUGGCUUUUUUGUAAGAUUAUGAGUGGAUUAGAUUGUUUGACGGGUCAGAACCUAGUGAAGGCUGAAUAUUUUAUCCCUGUUCCCACGCGAGCGAACAGGUACCGAGGUGUAGCUCAAUCUUUUUAGCUUCUUUUUUCCCUUUGCUUCCUUUACCAAGAAACCUAAAAGGAAUCCCAAAUCAUUAUCCACAUACCGCGCAUACGAAAGUCACACAGAGAUUUGACUGCACAUCACACAGGGGACCCAUAUUCAUUACCCACAAUCUACCUCUCAUCUAAUCCUCCCAUCAUCCUCCACCACUCAUUCCCACGUUUCAAUCCCUACGUUCUUCCUCUAAGAAUCUGAGGUACACCCAUUACACAAUACUAUUCCAAAACCUAUCUCGAGCCAUCUAAUCUUCAGUGAACCCUUGGACAUCUCGCAAAUCGCUGCCGUCAUGCGUCUCCUGAGAAAGAUCAUGAUAGCUUGGUACCCUUGCAUCCUUACACCCUUACAGCUCUGUAGGGUUUAAAGUAGCUUUGAGCUCGUCACUCCCGUAUCAUUAGCAUCGGGCUUAGUUGUGGGGCACAGAUGGCUUUCUAUACAGUGAGAGUAACUCAAUGGUAUCUAAUAUUUCCAAUGGAAUCAAAGAGUUGGCUUUGUCUGGCUGAGGUAUCCUCCCGUUAGCCAGCCACGUUGAGACUCAAAGUGGAUGAUCAAUUUUCAGAGUCAACGUCCUAUCUAGUCAAGCAUCAUUUGAAAAGCUUCAUAAACGGCCGAGAUGGCUUCAUCUUUCCAAGACAUCAACGGCACAGUCUUUCAUUCAGUUCCUCAUUGUCUCCACGCCUCCACUUCCUACCCAUUAGCAAGUCAUUCUAGUGUUCAUUUUCCCGUUAUUUGAAGUUACAGCAUCUUCAAAGCCUCAAAACUACAUACACAAUGGCCGAUGGAUUGAACGAUCAAAGAACUGCUCGGGUAGCAGAUAUUCUCUCCGAUUUCCGCACUCUUCAAUACUACAUCGCUGCUGCUCCUACCGACCCGUCAAACAUGGAUGAUUACUACACUGAAGGGUAUGCCGCUCUUCGUCAAUGCUCCUUAGAUGGCCAGCAUAUCCUGAACUGUGCUGCUGAAACUCGAGUCCCACGAGUUCGCGGUGGUGCAGAUGAGCAAUCGAAAGCAGAAUUGCAACAGGUACUCCUUGAUGCGUUUUCUCGCCGUCACGAGGCUCAAAAGAUCUACCUUCGCCAAGGUGCGGCACAGCGUUGGAUCAGUUACAGAGAUCAAGUGUUACAGGGUCAGAGACCUCAUACCGGGCACACGGAUCAAUUGAACGCAUGCGAUGUGCAGCUCCGAGCAGAAUUGGUAUCGAUCACAGACGAGGCCAUCUACUCGGAUUUACGGUCGUCCGAUUAUGGCAUGGGGCGCUGGACGCAAGAAGAUCCGAGCUUGAGACAGGUGCAGAGAUGGGUUAGGGCUAGACGUUAAGCUGUCAUUGCUCGGAAUUGAAGCACGUGGGCGGGAAGAGGAGAUGCGACUGCCGAGGUUGAGUCGGGAGAUGUGGGACGGGGGUGAAUCGGGUGAAUGGAGUGCUGUAAUACUAUUGUUGUACAGGAAGAUGGAUUUGGGAAUGUUUGAUGGCUCUUAUCGAAUUGGGAUUGUUUGGGUGAUUGGAUUGGAUUGGGUUGGAUUGGGUUGGCAUGGCAUGGCUUGGAAUUUUCUUACGCCUAAAAUGGUUGGCGAUGGGCAUGGAAUGGCGCACACAUCAGGUUUCCCCUGGCCCUGGCGGUUGGGUUUUCUUUGGCUACUUACUUCCUUGUUUGUUAUAUGGGAUUAGACGAGAGGUAGUUCAGACUUAGAGCAUAGAGCUGUGCUAGUGUAUCUAAAGUUAACUUGUCAAUUUUGAAUCAAGGAAUUGAGAUAUA
Messenger RNA from Botrytis cinerea B05.10, 1915 nucleotides. RefSeq lists its product as hypothetical. Lineage: Eukaryota; Fungi; Ascomycota; Leotiomycetes; Helotiales; Sclerotiniaceae. The transcript is spliced from 4 exons. Bases 933 to 1478 code for a protein of 181 amino acids. The record is from RefSeq and is a predicted model, not a curated record.